GUGGUGAACAAGCCCGACAGCCAUGGAGGCAGCCUGGACUGGACCAAAAUCUGCGAGAAGUCCUCCAAAGUCAUCACUUUCAUAGACUUGGCCGGCCAUGAGAAAUACCUCAAAACCACCGUGUUUGGGAUGACAGGACACCUUCCAGACUUCUGCAUGCUUAUGGUUGGCAGUAAUGCAGGUAUUGUAGGGAUGACCAAAGAACACCUGGGCCUGGCUUUGGCUCUGAACGUGCCAGUCUUCGUAGUGGUGACCAAAAUAGACAUGUGUCCAGCCAACAUCUUGCAAGAGACCUUGAAGCUACUCCAAAGGCUCCUGAAGUCUCCCGGCUGCAGGAAGAUCCCCGUCCUGGUGCAGAACAAAGACGACGUGAUAGUGGCAGCCUCAAACUUCAGCUCAGAGAGGAUGUGCCCCAUCUUUCAGAUUUCCAAUGUGACCGGGGAGAACAUGGACCUGCUAAAGAUGUUCCUCAACCUGCUCUCCUCCAGAACAUCGUACAGAGAUGAUCAGCCUGCUGAGUUUCAGAUAGAUGAUACCUAUUCUGUACCGGGAGUGGGAACUGUAGUAUCGGGAACCACCCUACGUGGGCUCAUACGUCUGAAUGAUACCAUGCUACUGGGUCCGGAUCCUCUUGGAAGCUUCAUCCCCAUCGCUGUGAAGUCAAUCCACCGCAAACGAAUGCCGGUUAAGGAGGUUCGAGGCGGCCAGACGGCCUCGUUUGCUUUAAAAAAGAUCAAGCGUUCGUCUAUUAGAAAGGGGAUGGUGAUGGUGUCGCCAAAGUUAAACCCACAGGCAACUUGGGAGUUCGAGGCUGAAAUUCUGGUUCUGCAUCAUCCCACUACGAUAUCGCCCAGAUACCAGGCAAUGGUCCACUGUGGUAGUAUACGACAGACGGCCACCAUCUUGUCCAUGAAUAGAGACUGCUUAAGGACAGGAGACAAGGCUUCAGUCCACUUCCGCUUCAUCAAAACCCCGGAGUAUCUUCACUGUGACCAGAGGCUGGUGUUCAGAGAGGGUCGCACCAAGGCCGUGGGAACCAUCACUAAGCUGUUGCACUCCACCAAUAACAUGCCAACAAACUCCAAACCGCCACAAAUCAAAAUGCAGUCCACAAAAAAGGCGCCUCUCAGAAAAGAGGACGGCACCAUGGCAACCGGCGAGGAUGCGGCAACGAUAGCGCAGCCGACCGCUCAGAGCGCGUCACAGCCGGGGGAGGGAGAUGAUGACCCUCAAAUAAAAGAGGGCAACAAAGAGAACAAGCCAAAGUCUGGAGGAGGUGGGAGGAGAAGGGGUGGCCAGAGACACAAAGGAAAGGUCCAAAAUAGCAGCAGCACCAACUUAAUGACGUCACCCUCCGCGACAGCAACAGGAAACAGCUGAACUGUCAUUCUUCCAUCAUUUCACCAAGUGUCAUUCCACAAACCAAGAUAGAUAUGUUUGGAGCAAGAUAGUCUUAAACCUUGCCUCUCCAUACCGGUUCAUCUUUUUUUUUUUUAUUUCCCCUUGUCCUGAAGUAAGACUGCCUCAGUUCUGCGUCAUUUACGCAUUUUAAUGUCAGCUGCCUUCCCCGGUUGGCAAAGUUUGUUCUUAGGAAGCAGUGAGGUGUUACAGGUCAGUCUGCCUGGAUGACGAGGUGUUCAAGUUUCUAUAUGUCGUUGGAUCCGGUCCUUUAGCUGGCGACAGCAAAAGGCGGGGGCCGGUUCUAGUGAGUGCAGCUAUAAUUUAAACCGCCUCCUGCAUUCCCUGUGCGUUUACGACAAAAUAAGUUCUGUUUAUACUUCAAAUGUAAAUUUGUUGUAAAAAUUGGAAAUUUGAGUUUGUACAAACUGUAUGCAAAUUACAAAUGAAUGUAGCAAGAGGGUAAACUAUGAUCCAAAACUUAAGCUAUGUUAAAUAAGCUGUGGCAUCAUUUUAACCUGGUUAUCCAUUUGGCACACACAAGCAGGUUUGCUGUUAGAUGGUUGGACAAUAUUUAACCUCACUUACACUCUUAGAUUCAGUCGUAUCCGUCCUGCUUUUACCUGCUUGGUAACCUUAUAUUUAUAGCGUUAAUACAAAGAGGCACAUUCGUCAAAGCAGUUGCUAAUGAUUAUAAUGCUUUACCUGUGAAUCUAGUUCCGUGUGUUAUUGCCUGUUGCUGUUUGUGAUGAUUUUAAACAUUUUUCUGGAAAAAGAAUAAAAAUUAAAAAAACUUCA
Molecule: messenger RNA, 2196 nt
Organism: Fundulus heteroclitus (mummichog)
Lineage: Eukaryota; Metazoa; Chordata; Actinopteri; Cyprinodontiformes; Fundulidae
Product: GTP-binding protein 1-like
Biological process (GO): translational elongation
Molecular function (GO): GTPase activity; GTP binding; translation elongation factor activity
Source: RefSeq, a predicted model, not a curated record